AUGUCCACCGGGACCAUCUCCGCUGCCGCGCUGCAGUACUUUGAGUCGAAGGGCAUUCAGUCAAUUCUAGAUGAAGCGAUGCACGACUUGGUGCUGGAGAUGCCGGCAGACCCACUCGUUUUCCUCGAGGAGGCCUUCCGCAGGCCGACCCCCCUUCACGUCAUUAUCACCGGUCCACCCGGCAGCGGCAAAACCACGCUGGCAGCCAAGUUGGCUGCCCAUUAUGGCAUCACGCACGUUGCUGCUACUCCCGCGGCUGUCGGGGACAUGGCGAUGCCAGCUGAUGUGCUCGGCGAGCUGAAAACUCUGCAGAAGGAUGGUAAGGGCUGGGUCCUGGACGGUUUUCCACAAACGCGCGCAGACGCGAUUCAGCUGCAGACGUCAGCGAUGUCUCCUCAGCAAGUCUUUGAGCUGCAGGUCCCACUAGCAGUGGCGCUGGAGCGUGCCAUUAUCACCGCGGCUCAUGCAUCCAAAAACAUCGAAGAGGCGACGGCGAUUGCGAAAAACUACGAGCACUACGAUGUGCGCAGACUAGAGGUCACCACUUCCUACCAGCAUUGCUACCGUGGCAUCGAUGCCACUAUCUCCGCCGAGGAGGUGGCUGCAGAAGCCCUGAAGGCCAUUGACGCCUUGCAGCUCUUGUGA
Molecule: messenger RNA, 645 nt
Organism: Leishmania major strain Friedlin
Lineage: Eukaryota; Euglenozoa; Kinetoplastea; Trypanosomatida; Trypanosomatidae
Exons: 1
Coding region: 1-645 (214 amino acids)
Biological process (GO): nucleoside triphosphate biosynthetic process
Cellular component (GO): cytoplasm
Molecular function (GO): ATP binding; nucleoside diphosphate kinase activity; ATP hydrolysis activity
Source: RefSeq, a predicted model, not a curated record